This is a messenger RNA of Zerene cesonia (dogface butterfly), 1920 nucleotides long. Its product is annotated as proton channel OtopLc-like. Gene Ontology annotation, molecular function: proton channel activity. The record is from RefSeq and is a predicted model, not a curated record. Gene Ontology annotation, biological process: proton transmembrane transport. NCBI's taxonomy places the organism in Eukaryota, Metazoa, Arthropoda, Insecta, Lepidoptera, Pieridae. The transcript is spliced from 11 exons. Gene Ontology annotation, cellular component: membrane. The coding region runs from base 1 to 1920 and encodes 639 amino acids.
AUGGAUAGUAUUAUUCUGGAGGAUGAAGAGUGGACGGGAGAUUGUAGAUUUGUGUGCUACAGACAUCGACAUCAGUACCUUCCCCAUUCUAUACGACAACCGUCUACAAGCUUAGAGAGAAAAAUACAGCAUAAUAGAGAGCAUCCACCACAUUACUUGCCCCGGCUAAGUGUAGUACUACCAGGUAGUACAAGCACUAGUUCUGACCAGAUACCCGUGCUUCCACGCCGACCACAAUUGUCACAUGGAGACGAAUCAAUGACGGUUGUGCUGUCUGCAUUUUAUGCGAAGUUAUUAAUAGUUUUAGGAUUAGCUCUACCAAUCACGAGUACUAUUCAAAAUGAACUAUACACUAACAUUACGUCAGACAUAUUUACUAUGUAUUUGUACAUCACAAGUAUGCUUUUUUUAGCGUACACCUUCUAUCAUCUUCGUAUUACUAAAAAUGGACGAGAAGAUAGCAUAAAACGGAUAAGAUACGGGAGUUUCUACCUGCACAUGGGAGUGGCGGGUUUUAGCGUGGGGUCCAUAAUUUACUCGUGCCUACAAUUUGGCGAAUACUUUGAUCUCUCAGGCGACUGUCAGCUGAUCAUCGUUGCUUUAAAACCAGCACUUCGCAUACUCUUCAUGAUUGCCCAAACAAUAUUUAUUUUUUCUUAUACAGACAUCUUAGAUCCUAUGCGUGGAGUAGUGUUAGACAGAUUUGGUUUAAUGCACCUUAUAGCCACUAAUGUCUGUGAGUGGCUUAAUGUUGUCAUCCAAGAAACAAGAGACGAUAUUGUAGCUGUAGCCUACGACCGUCCCGCACUACUACGCUACACAAAUAUAUCUGGACCAUCCAAAGUCAUUGUUACAGAAGAUCUAUUUAACGACACUUCCAUGGAAAAUUUGGAAAACGUUAGAGACCUUAAUGUCACUGAAAUCAUUCAUGCCAAUAUUACUGCUACGAUAGAAGCCUGGACAUGCAACGUGUCUGAUAUGAUUACACCGUUAAUACGCUCUAUGAAUCCAUACUUAAGGCCUUGUGGAGUGGAGUAUAGCUUAUUGUGCUCUAUAAUAAUAGCGGUUAUUUGGAAUGACAUAUGUACUGUACCAGGAUCGAAAUCGUCCAAAUCUCCAUAUACAAGCAACCAAGCUAAAGAUGAGAAUCGAUGUUGUGGCAGAGUUAAGUCAAACUCUCACUUCUCUGUGGACUGUGGAAGUGCGCAUAAGGGUCUAUUUAUGGGAGUCGCUGUGCUGGCCGGCACUAUAGUUAGCCUAAUGCUCUUCAAUGGACUGUUCCAAAAAGAAAACCACAUUGAACUUGCAUUGCUACAAAUAAACAUAUGGGAAACUAUACUCUUUGUCCUCAUGACCCUUUCCUCCGGGGCAUGUCUUCACCGAAUGCGCGCCCUCACUCUUCGUCGAAUGACGUCUGCAAUGCCUUUAGAACAUGCUCUGUUGCUGAUCACUCAGUGUGGAGUAUAUCUAUACUACUUAUUUCAAAUAAUUGGUGCUGGAUUUCAUUUGCAUCGAUUCCCAGAAUCAAGAAGAGCUACCAGGAUAAUAUCACCUCUUUGUGCUGUGAUACAAAGUUCAUGUCAAACACUUCUGGUCUUGGACGCUUGGUCGCGGCGCUGCGCUAGCGGUAAAGACCGACCUGGUCGCCAGCUUGUGACCUUCCUACUCGUUGGAAACUUUGCACUCUGGCUUCUAAAUCGGGUAAAAAAUGCAAGAGCUGAAUUUCAUCCACUGCAGAUGCAGUUCUAUGGAGUAUGGGCAUGGACACUCAUCACUCAUGUUUCUGUGCCAUUAUUAGUUUGCUACAGAUUUCAAGCAACCGUGUGUUUUUAUGAAAUAUGGAAGAAUUCUUAUAAAAGAAAAAAAAUUAAUGGUGAUGGUUUUGAGGAAGAAAUGGAAUUAAAAAAUCAUGCAGCAUAA